CCAGUUGUUUUGAACGCACUGAAGUAUAAAAUUGGAUAUUUACGAGUUCUGAGAUCCCUGUUGUUGUGAACGCACUGAAGUAUAAAGUUUGAGAUUUCCGAGUUCUGAGCUCCCAGUUGUUUUGAACGCACUGAAGUAUAACUUUUGAGAUUUCCUAGUUCUGAGCUCCCUGUUGUUUUAAACGCACUGAAGUAUAAAAUUGGAGAUUUCCGAGUUGUUUUGAACGUCACCUACUGUUGUCGUUUGGUCGACGGCGCCCCCAGGUGGUGGGUUGUGAUACUGGACAUUUAGGUGAGGUGAAGUUUUAUUUUACACCAACAGGGGGCAAGCUUUGUCUCAUGCAUAUGCAUAUGUCAUGCUCUGUUGUUGUGGCAACCCCCAACGAUGACAGGAAAUCGCGGUAAUUUCAAUUUAUUGUUUUGUUGUGUCGCAGUUUACCCGUUUAAGCUUGCUAACAUUAGUUAAGCUAACAAUCCUAAUGUUUAACAAAAUUAGUUACCGGGUGCAAUGCGUAACCGCCACAAGUUGGCUAGUUAUCUAGCUAAUUUACAACGUUUGUUGACUUUGUUCUAUUAGUUAUUUUUGCGCGAAAAACCAUUAGCUAGGCUAACUUUUGUGGCUUAGCGCGCCGAGGCUGCAGCUACUUGAAGAUGGAGCUUCGAAUGAAAUCUGCUCCAGUGGAGAUGAACGUGAGAAGGUCGACCCGUUUGAGGAAAAAUAAGAGCACGUUUUUAGAGGAUACAGAGGAAAAUAGAGAAGAGUUUCAGAACAACGUUAUGAUGGAUGAUGAUGAUCAUUCUCCAGCCCUGUCAGAAGAUGAGGCCACCACAAAGCGGUGUGGGGACUCUCACCUGGAUGUGACCGGAGUUAAGAAUUGGAUGUUGAACCGGUUAGACCGAGAAGAAGACUCUGAGAGAAAAGAGGAAGAAGAAGAAGACUCACGCAAAAACAAACAACACGCCUCUCGAAUUCCUGCUUUUCACAAAACAUUAGCCAAAAAACGCCCCACCACCACCACCACCAGCAGCAGCAGCAGUCAAAGCUCAGAUCCACCUGCCCCGUCUAUUACCAGAACAGAGUCUUCUAAACAGGCAUUCUCAACAAGCAGCAGUGGGGAGAUGUCAAGAUCAAAACUGCCCGGUAUUAGAGAAACAGGUCUCCCUCUUCCUACAGUCCGUCUACAUAAACUCAACCCUCAGACCCUGUCUCAUGCUGUUAGCUCCCCAGAGCAAAGCCCCAGCUCUCUGGAUGUUACUCCAUCUGAAGGGCAUCAGGAGCAGCUCCAUCCCAUGACGGCAACCCCUAGACCGGCCCUCAGGGCUGACGCAGGGGACUAUGGUGACCCAGGAAAACCACUCCAGACCACCGAAGAGCUCGCCACUCCAUCUCAAUAUACAAUUGAGACAUUCCUCACCACCACUGAAACUGUGCAGAAGGGCACGGAGGAAGAGUUUGAGGCUGAGGUUAGAAUGGAUAGUGGCGACAUCUCCUCUGGUCACGCUGAAAAGGAAUCCCUAGAGAUAGUUGAGAGUGAGAAGGAGGAGACUGAUCUGAAUCAGCCUGAUGAUGAUGAUGUGGAAACGGGCUAUGAGGAAACUCCCUGUGAGGCUGAGGCCAUGGAGAUUGAGUUUCUAUUAGAAGAGGAUGGAGAUGGGUUGGACUCCCCAUUGCGGGAGGAGAAGGAGCUUGAGAAGCCCAGUGUUGAGACUGAGCGCUUCAGUGAAUCUGAGGCUGUUAGUAAAAAUCGAGACAAGUCUGCAAACGAGGAGAUGGUUUCUGGAAAAUGGUCCAAAAACCCUGAGGAUACAACCGACGCUGAUACCUCAGUCCCCUCGCCCAGAGCAGUGCCUCAGAGAAAAACUAGAUCCAGUCAGUCGAACAAGACGUCGUGGUGCUGGAGCUUUGCACUAUUCUGCCUUUUCCCCUCCACUCUGCUUGUGAUUGGGGGACUGGGUCAACACGUCUGGCACUAUGGGAUGCCUCUGUCGGUGUCACAGUUGGUGGGACAGUUGGAGCUGCACUGGCUGGAGGGACUGUGGGUGCAACACGAGCCUUGUAACUCAGAUUGUCGUGUGAGCCUAGUGGAGAGCGUCCCUGAAGGCCUAUUCUACCCACCGGAUUCCUCAUCCCUACCAAGCAUCUCUGAGACAUGGACUAAUCUACUGACCAGGGCCAACAGCUCUGUGGACAUAGCUGCUUUCUACUUCACCCUCCGAGACACUGACCUGGGACUCACAGAGCCUAGUGCUGUACAGGGAAAACAGGUCUUCAAGCAGCUGAUGGAACUUGAAGCAAAAGGAGUGAAACUUCAGAUUGCUGUUAAUGGUCCUCAGACUGAUACUCGAGACACGGCGGAUUUAUCUAGAACAGGUGCAGAGGUACGGGAGGUGGAUCUCCAGUCAGUGACAGGAGGUAUCAUCCACACCAAGCUGUGGGUCGUGGAUCAGAAACACCUCUACCUGGGCAGUGCCAACAUGGAUUGGCGUUCCCUCACACAGGUGAAGGAGGUGGGAGUUUCCAUGGAGGACUGCAGCUGCCUGGCACAGGAUGCGUCAAGGAUAUUCGGGGUGUACUGGAACAUUGGUGCUCAGAAAAAUGGUUCCCUACCCCCCUUCUGGCCUGCCCGAUACUCUGCCCUCUCCAGCUCCGAGCACCCCUUGAAUCUCAAACUCAAUGGAGUCCCCGCACGAGUAUAUCUCUCUAGUGCUCCACCUCAGAUAUCAGCUUAUGGACGCUCAGACGAUCUAUCCACCAUCCUCUCUGUCAUCGCAGACGCCCAGAAAUAUGUCUACAUCUCAGUCAUGGACUAUCUUCCAAUGUCCCAGUUCACUGAGCCACUCAGGUUCUGGCCUGCGAUUGACUCAGCCAUACGGGCAGCAGCGUGUACUAGCGGGGUAGAGGUCAACCUUCUAGUAAGCUGCUGGUCACAUUCUCCGGGCUCCAUGUUCGUCUUCCUACAGUCUCUGACCGUCCUCAACAGACCUCCCCUGGGAUGCAACAUCAAUGUGAAAGUAUUUGAGGUGCCUUCAACAGCAGAGCAGAAGAAGAUUCCUUUCUCAAGAGUGAACCAUGCCAAGUACAUGGUGACAGACAGAGUCGUCUAUAUAGGAACCUCCAACUGGUCAGAGAACUAUUUCACCCACACUGCAGGUGUUGGGCUGGUGGUGAACCAGACAGGUUCUGUGGUGGGAGAGGGCCAGAGGAGUUUACAGACCCAGCUACAGGAGGUCUUCUUAAAGGACUGGACGUCUCAAUACGCCCAAACCCUUUCCAAUGACGACGCCAAACACUGUGGUAGAUGAUGCUAACCGUGAUGGCCCGUGGCUCUGCAUCCCAAAUGGCACCCUAUUCCAUAUAUAGUGCACUACUUUUGACCAGGAAAAAAAUAGUGCACUAUGUAGGGAAUAGGGUGCCAUUUGUGACGCGAUCCCAUAUUGUUUUUGGCAUAUACUUUCACUGGUGCUCAGUGUGCUGCCUAUCACAAGAGCAUGCGCUUACAUUGCAUUUAAUGCUUACGAAUUGUUUUAAACAACUCACAUUUCAUAAUUCUGUUCUGUUACAUGCAGCAUUUGACUAUAUGUAUGUACAUUUUUUGGUGUAUACAUAUUUUCUACUUGAGUUAUUUGCGGAAACUUUUUUUCGCUUCUCAAUGGAAGUGUCAAUAUUGAAAUCAUCUUGAAGUUCUGUUUUUGAUCAAUUUCCUUUUCUUUGACUGACUGACACUGUCAGUGACUCGAGGCAUGUGUUGUCUAUAAGGGAAAAGACGGAUGACCUGUCAGUGUCAUGCCAGGUGCAUUUUUGUGUUAUGUUAUCUGUUGAUACUGUUUACAACCAAAGAUGUUUCAACUUCAUUCUUGUUCUUGAAAUUAAAUAUUUGUUAUUAUUUUUAA
Coregonus clupeaformis (lake whitefish) is the source of this 3890-nucleotide messenger RNA. RefSeq names its product phospholipase D family, member 7 (gene pld7). Gene Ontology annotation, molecular function: catalytic activity. Bases 651 to 3302 code for a protein of 883 amino acids. NCBI's taxonomy places the organism in Eukaryota, Metazoa, Chordata, Actinopteri, Salmoniformes, Salmonidae. The transcript has 12 exons. The record is from RefSeq and is a predicted model, not a curated record.